Yamadazyma tenuis ATCC 10573 is the source of this 678-nucleotide messenger RNA. NCBI's taxonomy places the organism in Eukaryota, Fungi, Ascomycota, Pichiomycetes, Serinales, Debaryomycetaceae. The record is from RefSeq and is a predicted model, not a curated record.
AUACAACUCCCAUUUAAAGUAAAUUCCAUUAAUGUCGACCACCAAAAGAAUCGCUUUGCCAGCUAGAGUCGAGCCAAAGGUUUUCUUUGCUAACGAAAGAACCUUUUUAUCAUGGUUGAACUUCACUGUGAUCUUGGGGUCUUUGGGUGUGGGCUUGUUAAAUUUCGGAGACUCUGUUGGUAGAAUUAGUGCUGGUUUAUUCACUUUUAUUGCCAUGUUGACCAUGGUGUAUGCUUUGGUGACGUAUCACUGGAGAGCAAAGGCCAUCAGAAUGAGAGGAUCGGGUCCUUACGAUGACCGGUUCGGUCCUACGAUGUUAUGUUUGUUCUUGUUAGUGGCCGUUGUCGUCAACUUCAUAUUGAGAAUUCGUGCUUAAUAGUUAAUAAAUGCAUUAGAGAGGAGAUGGAAACCAGGGAAAGUUGAAGAGAAGCCAGAUGGAAUCCGGGGAUAGUUGAAGAGAAACCAGAUGCUAGUUUCGUUAGAAAAAUUUUCAGUAUGCUGUGCUUGGGUAUGGUUCAGCCUCCGCUUUUUACCUACCCGGCGAGUCUGGCAGCUGGCUAAUGAUUUCCCUAGCCAUCUUGGCCUUCUUAAAUAUAGUGGAGGUAACUAGUUGCCGUCUUUCAUGCCCCUAAGUUGUCUCUAAUAUAUGUCCGUAUUCAAUAUCUAUAUUGCUAACGG